Messenger RNA from Passer montanus (Eurasian tree sparrow), 2764 nucleotides. It is a transcript of the gene MTERF2, whose product is annotated as mitochondrial transcription termination factor 2. Lineage: Eukaryota; Metazoa; Chordata; Aves; Passeriformes; Passeridae. The coding region runs from base 26 to 1222 and encodes 398 amino acids. Gene Ontology annotation, cellular component: mitochondrial matrix. Gene Ontology annotation, molecular function: double-stranded DNA binding. The transcript has 3 exons. The record is from RefSeq and is a predicted model, not a curated record. Gene Ontology annotation, biological process: termination of mitochondrial transcription; regulation of DNA-templated transcription.
CGGCGGCGAGGCCGGACUGACUUCCAUGAUGCUGAGAGGAGUUGCUCACGGUGCAAAAGACACAUUCACUCUUCUGUUGACAAGAUCGCCGAGCUGUAACCCAGGCCUGAAGUUUUCAUCAGCGUGGCCUGAUGUAGCAAACAGAGGCUUCCUGAUACAUUCCAGUUACACAACUGAUACCAAGUCAAGAGGGGAAAACAAAAAAACCCUCGAGAAUCUCUACAGUUUGUCAGUUGACAUCACGAAGAUACGCAGACUGAAGGAAUGGGUCCUUCUCCAGGACGUGGCCUAUGUUAAAGAAAUUGCUGGUAUCUUACAGGAGAUGGGAGCAGAUGAGACCACUGUAGCCAGCAUUAUAGAACGCUGCCCCGAGGCAGUUCUCCACACCCCAGCAGAGAUAAAUUCUCAAAGAGCUUUAUGGCAAUUAGUGUGCCAGAAUGAAAAACAGCUGAUUAAAUUAAUAGAGCAAUUUCCAGAGUCUUUUUUUACUACUGAGUAUCAGCAGAACCAGAAGGCAAACAUACUGUUUUUUCAAGAGCUGGGACUUAAGAAUAAUAUAAUCACCAGGUUCUUGACGAGUGCACCCAAUAUUUUCUAUAGUCCUGUUGAGAAAAACAAAAAUGUGAUAGAGACAUUACAAAGAAAUUAUUUAAAUUUGGGGGGUUCUGAAGCAAAUAUGAAGAUCUGGAUACUGAAGCUAUUGAGCCAAAAUCCAUUUAUUUUAUUAAAUACUUCCACUGCAAUCCAGGAGAACUUGGAAUUUCUCCAAAAGAAUGAUUUCACUGACCAGGAAGUUCUACAGCUGCUGUCCAAACUUAAAGGUUUCAUUUUUCAACUUAAUUCUACCACUAUGCAGAAGAGUAUGCUUUUCUCCAAAAACAUCUUCAAGUGCAGUGAUCAAGAACUAAAACAACUAGUGCUGAAAUGCCCGGCCCUUCUCUACUAUUCUGUUCCAGUUUUGGAAGAAAGACUUGAAGGACUGCUGAAGGAAGGAAUUUCUAUAGCACAGAUAAGAGAGACACCAAUGGUGCUGGAACUGACAACACAAAUCGUUCAGUACCGAAUUAAAAAGCUCUCUGCGUUGGGGUAUGAUAUAAAGAGUGGAAAUCUAGAAAGUUUGAAUGGUACUAAAAAAGACUUUGAAGUCACUUAUGGUAAGAUACAAUCAAAGAAGGAGAGACCAAUUUUUAAUCCUGUUGCUCCUCUACACAUUGAAGAUUAAUUUGAACGCUGUACUUCAAGUUAUGCAACAGCAAAUUAAAAGGGAAAUUAAUUCUUUGAAGAGAGGGAGCAAAAGCAAUCUUAAUCAAAACUGUAGUCUUACACUGUACUUUGUUCAGGAGGGGGGUCUUAGGUACAACUUCAUUAUACAAUCAUAGUAUUGUAAUACUUUAAAAUAUCAUCAUAGAAGUUACAGUUAUGAUAAAGGUUGCCUUUUUCUAAGAGUACCUCAGAUGUGACAUUUUCUUACCUGACAGGGCAUUAACUGCCUUAGAUUUUCAGCUCUGCCACUCACAGUCCAGUCUGUGGUAGUGAUUAGCACAGUUUUUAUCUGAGGAAGACAAAAGGAGGAUUAUUUUUCCAGCACUGUUCAUCAGUCGGCUGGUUCGCUGUCUUCAGGAAACACCCUUGGAGUUCUUUUCUUUAUUGCUGAAGUGGCUCUUGCUCCUGGAUCCUGACCUGCAACAAACUCCAUUUCUUGGACAGCAAAGCCCUGUCCUAACAGGGGCUGGACAUAAUAUUAUUUUAUUCAUUGAAACCCUAGUAUCUUUGUGUACAAACCAUAAUGCAAAGAAACUACAAGACGAUAACCUUUAUAUUUCCGAGACUUCAAAAUUUACUUAUUUUUUCAAAUUGUUUGUGAGAGGAAGAAAUACAUUUAUUGCUAUUGUAUAGUUCUUAAUCUCUUCUAGCAAGGUUUAGCAACAAGAAAGAUUAGGGAGAGACUCAAGUCUCAAAUGAUGGUAGGAGAAAAGUCAUGCUUUUCUACUAGGUGCAACAAAACUCUAGUCUGUAAACUACUGGUGGUUGAACAUGACUACCAGAUUUGCAAACAGCUGCAACAGUUUCUAAAUAUAUGGGUGACACUGCUUCUAAGAUAACACCAUAUGACAAUUGGUAACAAGUGCUGGCUUUCAAAAUAGCAACUAUCAGACAGCGUUUAAUUCUCAGGGGAUUUGAUUUCUUCUCAUUUAUGGGCUGUGAAUGAUAAUAUAAAACAGUAGCAUCACUGACAAUCAUCUCAAUAGGAUUAGGAUCAGUGAUUUUGUUUCGCAGACUUUCCUAAGCAGCUAUUCCACACACAUUCCCUCUUGACAGCCAGCUACACACCACCCUCCCUCCAGGCAUUCUUCAAGGUCAUUUUUAUCAGACAUUUUGGCAGCAAGUCUGGGCCUCCGUUUCUUAAAAUGCGGUUUGUAAUUGCUGAAGGAAGCUGGUAUUGAAUUACUGGUCUGGAGGGUGGGCUGCAAGAUGAUGCUUUUUUAUAGUCUGCCACGUUGUCUGCUGUACACUGGGGAGGGGCUGGGAACACCUGGUAGGAGCAGUGCAAAGAUGCCAACAGCUGAAGGUCUGACACCGAGCUCUCUGCAGGCAUUUCUGGGGGGAAAUGCCGCUCCCGCAGAGGCUCAAGAACGGGACACAUCACAGCACGAAGAAAGUCAGGCUGUGGUGCCAGGCUCUGUCUAUGCUGACUCUUUCAAAAUUCGUUGUUUUUUAAGAGGAAACUAGGAAGAUAGCUGUAUUAAAAAUUCACAGAACUUGC